AUGAGCUUAAACAACGGUUCCGGUUUCAAGGUCGAGCCUUUCGAUGGCUCGAACUAUGGGUUGUGGAGUUACAAGAUGAAGAUGUACCUGAUGUCGAAGGGGCUGUGGGGCGCGAUCGCGGGCGGUGAGACAAUGAGUGAGGCCAAGGAACAGCAAUCCCACGCCGCGAUCGUGCUUAAUCGGAGCGAUUCGCAGCUGAUGCAUGUCAUCGACUCUGCCACUGCAAGAGAAGUGUGGGGACAUUUGGCGCGGUUUCAUCACAGGCAUGACAUGGCGAAUCGACAUUGGCUGAAAGAACUGUUGGCCUCGUUCAAGUAUGCAGCAUCAACCAUAAGCGGUCAUGCGAUGGAGCUGGAGGACCUCGUGAUGAAGAUGAAGCGCGCGAACUGCGGUCCAAGUGAAGAAGACGUGUGCGCAGUACUGUUGCAGAGUCUACCUUCAAGCUUCGAGAGCUUGAAUGAGGCUGCACGGGUAGAAGAUGCACCGGCGCUCUACACAGGCACGAGGAAGAGUAAGCAGUACCCGAAGAAGCAACAAGGACGGCGCGCGAAAGGACCAUCACGGACCUGCAACAACUGUGGCAAGCUCGGACACUACGCCAGAGAUUGUCGCUCCGGUCGAGGGCCAAGGGAGCACCAGCAUGACCAGUCGAACGUCGCGUUCAAUGCCUGCGAAGGUUUCGCGAGCGACAGCUGGGUCAUGGACAGUGCGGUGUCAGCACACAUGUGCAAGGAUCGAGAUGCGUUCGAAGAUUACGAAGAAGUGCAUCAUGCGCGAAGUAUCUCAAGCGCAAAAAGCGACGUGAAGCUGAACGUCAUUGGACAUGGGAAAUUGAAGCUGCGCGUCUGGACAGGGAAUGCGUGGGUUGACGCUCGCCUUGAGAACACACUUCACGUUCAAGAUUCGUCCAAGAACCUGUUUUCGCUCACGGCUGCGGCAGCGCGCGGCAUGACAGUGGAGAUAACGCGCAACGAGUGCGUGUGCCACAUAGCCGAAGACGAGACUGAGCUAUGGCAUAGAAGACUGGGCCACGUGUCGUAUGGUACUCUGAAUGCCAUGAUUAAUGAAGGACGGAUCAAGGGCGCUACGGUGAAGAGGAACGUUGCUUGUGACGUAUGCGCAACGUCAAAGCAAGUGCGCAAGUCAUUCAAGACAAGUGAAGAAGACGCUGAAACCAGGGAGAGUUCGUGUUCCGACGUGGUGGUGUGCUCCGACGUUCUCGGACCUAUCACGCCAGCGUGCAAGUCUGGUUUCAGUUACGCCGUAACCUUCAUCAUGAUGAAGAGCAGGUAUGUAACGGUAUAUCCGUUGCGAAAGAAGAGCGACGUUGCGAGUGCGUUCAAGCGGUUUUACCAAGAUAUCAAGACAGCAUCUGGAACGAAGAUAAAGGUGUUGCGAAGUGACAACGGCGGCGAAUACCGGAUCGAAACGAUGAACAACUUUUGCAAGGCAAAGUUCAUCAAGCAAGAGUUCACGGUUCCGUACAACCCAGAGCAGAAAGGGAUGGCGGAGCGGAUGAACCGCACGCUGGUGGAGAUGACGCGCUGUAUGCUCAACGAAAGCGGCCUCGACAAGUCGUACUGA
Messenger RNA from Peronospora matthiolae, 1584 nucleotides. NCBI's taxonomy places the organism in Eukaryota, Oomycota, Peronosporomycetes, Peronosporales, Peronosporaceae. The record is from the annotation of a GenBank genome assembly.